Molecule: messenger RNA, 1239 nt
Organism: Solanum lycopersicum (tomato)
Lineage: Eukaryota; Viridiplantae; Streptophyta; Magnoliopsida; Solanales; Solanaceae
Source: RefSeq, a predicted model, not a curated record
AUGGUGCAACUUGAAAGUGAUGAAGUACAGGUUGAAGAGGACAAAUGGAAAUAUGCAUUAAUAGCACAUGUAAUUGGUGAAUGUCCUGGUUUUAAUACUAUGAAUAGAUAUGGAAUGAUGAACUGGUCGAAAGGGGAGAAGCCUGAGGUGUUUCUUCAUGAUGAAGGAUACUACAUAAUCAAGUUUAAAAGCUUGAUAGACAUGAAUGAAGUGCUAUACUCAGGGCCUUAUACGAUUAGUAAUAGACCUAUAAUACUGAAACAAUGGAGUGCUGAGUUUGAGUUUGGUAAAGAGUUCCUAACUGAAAUACCACUAUGGGUAAACUUUCCAAAAUUGCCAUUAAAUUGUUGGGGAGCUGGAUCUCUGAGUCGCAUAGCUAGUGCAAUAGGUGUGCCAUUGUUUGCUGAUGAAUGUACCACUAAACAGACUAGAAUCUCCUAUGCUAGAAUGUUGAUUGAGGUUAAUGUAACUAAACCUAUGCCUGAGAAGAUAGUAGUUAAGGAUCCAAAUGGUAGAACAUUUAUGCAAGAUGUGGUGAUGGAAUGGAAGCCUGUAUAUUGUGAUAAAUGUCAGAGAAUUGGACAUCAAUGUCAAGAUACAGCAAUGGAGGAACAGCCAAAGAAGAGAAGGCCCUGGAAAAAAGUUACACAGGCCUGGCAGUAUAAAGGGCCUAUUCAACAGAGGGGAAGAGGCAUGAAUAAGAGAUAUAAGCAGAAGGAAAUAAAGAAGUGUUUACAGAAUAAUAAAGUUACUUUGGCUGGCUUAAUUGAAACUAGAGUUAAAGAGAACAAUACUAGGACAACAAUUAAUAACAUAGCUGCAGGAUGGAACUGUUUGAACAACUACAAAGAUGCAGUACAUGGGAGAAUAUGGAUUAUAUGGGAUGAUAGCUGGUAUGAGGUUAAGCUGAUUACAAGUGCAGCUCAGAUGAUACAUUGUUAUAUACAAGAAAGAAGCAAAGGAUUCCAAUUUCAUCUCACAGUUGUGUAUGGAUUUAAUACCAUUGAGCAAAGAAAGAGAGAUUUUAAUGCUAUGUUGUCUCCCAAAGAUAGGUUAGCUGGAGUUCCUGUCAAUGAGAAUGAGAUAAAAGAUUUCUCAAAUUGUGUCAAGGUCAUGGGUCUUAAUGAGGUGCAAUGGAAAGGUAAUUACUAUACAUGGAACAACAAGCAGAGUGGUAAUGCAAGGAUUUCAAGCAGGAUUGAUAGAGCUUUUGGGAAUGAGGAUUGGAUGGAUAAAUAG